AACAGUUAAAAUCUGAGAAAAUUACGGUGAACGCCAAGAAAAACAGAUGAACCAAGAUGAUGUAAAGAUGAUGAAGAUGGUAAAGGAGAACGAUCAGGAUGAUGAAGAUGAUAUUGAUGAAGAAAAGGGCCGAAAAAGUGAUCCCAAGGAAGAAGCCAGAAGUCUUAUUGAUCUGUUUAGUUUAGCCCUUUUUUAAUUCAGUUUAUAAUAGUGAUUGACGUUAAUGUUAAUGGUACAGUUAAUAUGGAUCAUUUGGUGGUUUCAACGGCAAUACCAAUGACUACAGGACUCAAUUCAUCAUCGUCUUCAACAGCCUCAAGCUUAAGCUCAAUAAACAAUACUUUAAUCGCUACCAAUGCUAAAUUAACUGGAUCUCGUAAAAUGGAUAAGCCUCCAUUAUCGUAUAUUUGCCUGAUAGUCAUGGCAAUUCAAAAUUCGGACAAUAAAAGGGCAACUCUGGCUGAGAUAUAUCAAUAUUUACAGAGUAAAUUUGCUUGCUUCCGUGGUGACUAUAAGGGCUGGAAAAAUUCAAUUAGACACAAUUUAUCAUUAAAUGAGUGCUUUGUCAAGCUGCCCAAAAACAUUGGUAAACCUGGUAAAGGUCAUUAUUGGACCAUUGAUCCUUCCUCUGAGUGUAUCUUUGAGGAAGGCUCAUUUAGACGGCGACCCAGAGGAUUUAGGCGUAAAAAGUUAACCCAAAUCAAUUGCUUAAGUGGUAAUACAAACGCUGGUAAUCUUGACAAUACAAAUGACAAUACAAGGGCCACUUCAACAUCUACCUCAACUACAACUACACUUUCACAUAACAAUGAAAACAACAACGCCAGGUUAACGGGAUUAUAUUCAAACUCGUUCCUAUCCUCACCAACACCACCUUCAAUUGGUAUUCCUCCUCCUUUAUCCCUACCACUGCCACCUCUACCUUCACCGGCCACAAAUCAAUCUUCAUCGACGUUACCUUCAGUGAUUACUCGUUCAGUGACUCCCUCUUUAUCACCACUAACUGUCUCUUCACAUUACAAUCAAAGCUACUUAACAUCUAAUCAUCAUCAUAGUCAACAACAGCCACAGCAACAGCAACUUUCAUCAACAGCCUUUGGUAAUCAUCUUCAUCUUGAUUAUGCCAACUUUUAUUCAAAUGUUAACAGUUAUGUUGGAAUGACUCUUGGAGUCUCAUCAUCUUCAGGUUCAUCACCAAUGUCAACCACAACUCAAGCAACAUCAACCAAUCCUUCAACAACAGCAACUUCAGCCAAUCCGUUAGCCAACAGUUGUCCAUCAACGUAUCCCAAUUUGAUUAAAAAUGAAACCCAAGGUUCAACUUCAUCAUCAUCGCCGUCCUCUUCGUCUUCAUCUUCUGUUUCCUCAUCUUCACCAUCGAUGACUCCAAAUGGUCUAUCAUUGACAAACUUAAAGUCAACAAAUUCACCGUCAAAUCAAUUGAUGGAUUCACCAUCAUUAACCCCACCAACUUCAAUUGGUUACAACAAUAAUACCAAUAGUAAUCAUCUUUACCACCAUCAUCAUCACCAUCCAAUUCAAGAUUAUUCAACAUUUACCGGUGAUUACAGUUGGCUAGUUAUAUCCAAUCAACAACAGCAUCACCACCUUCAUCACCAUCAACCCCAACAAAUGCAGCAAAAUCAAUCUUGUCUAAAUUAUUUACCUCAUAUAACUGAAUCUUUUUAGAUUGAAGUACAUUAAUUACGUAGUAUGGAACCCAAUGGCUCAAAAAUGUUACAAUUUACACCAAAUGAUGUAUCAAAAACAGGUAUAAAAAGAUGAUAUAAAUAAUGUAAACACUACAAAACCUGACCAACAUUGGGUUAUAAAUAAGAUUAGAUGAUGCGAUAUGGAAUAAUAGAAGAUAUUCAACGAUUCAACAGGUAAAUCAUGUAACCAAUAGUUCUCAAAUGAAUCUAAAAUCUUUAGGAAUAUGAAAUGUUUUUUUGCCAUCAGACUCGACUACAGAUCAACUACGAAAUUAGCUUUUUUAUAACAUCAAGAUUAACUUGUUAAUGGACUUGAUAGUUCUUGUCCAGUUAAAUCAAUCUCAAGCAACGAUUCAAUGGUUUUAUUACAUUAUCUUUAUCCUCUUCUCUAUCAUCAUCAUUCGACAUCAUUUAAAUCAAUCUUGAUUUUCAAUUGUUUGACUGUUUACAAACCUAAUCAACGAAUACUCAUCAUCUUUACCUGAUUUUGACGCUGAAAUUGUAACCAAGAAAGUUAAUUACUAAAUAGCAAAAUGUAAAAAUGUGUAAAAUUGUUUACUAUCACAACAGUUAACCAACCAAAAUCUAGUUUACUGUAAUUUGUGAAAAAUCAAAUAACUCAUAAGUCUACCUCCAACUUACAGUCAUUAAAAACAAGUGCCUUUUACCAAAUAC
Messenger RNA from Tetranychus urticae (two-spotted spider mite), 2387 nucleotides. RefSeq lists its product as uncharacterized. Gene Ontology annotation, molecular function: DNA-binding transcription factor activity, RNA polymerase II-specific; RNA polymerase II cis-regulatory region sequence-specific DNA binding. Lineage: Eukaryota; Metazoa; Arthropoda; Arachnida; Trombidiformes; Tetranychidae. Gene Ontology annotation, biological process: regulation of transcription by RNA polymerase II; animal organ morphogenesis. Gene Ontology annotation, cellular component: nucleus. The record is from RefSeq and is a predicted model, not a curated record.